This is a messenger RNA of Penicillium griseofulvum, 1368 nucleotides long. Its product is annotated as Rieske [2Fe-2S] domain protein. The coding region runs from base 1 to 1368 and encodes 455 amino acids. The transcript has a single exon. The record is from RefSeq and is a predicted model, not a curated record. Gene Ontology annotation, molecular function: 2 iron, 2 sulfur cluster binding. NCBI's taxonomy places the organism in Eukaryota, Fungi, Ascomycota, Eurotiomycetes, Eurotiales, Aspergillaceae.
AUGUGGAUUAACUGCGGAAAACUAUCUGAUUUCACACAGGCGCGAUAUGUGGUCCGUCUGAACACAGGCAAGAAAGUGGUAUUAUUCCGUCUACCGACGAUCGACAAAUCAAGCUUGAAAUCAAACGAGACCAAUGAUGGCUGGUCCUAUUACGCUAUGGAGGCUGAAUGCCCACAUGCCGGCGGUCCAAUGGCCGAUUCCUCGGUUGACAUUGAGGACUCGGCGUAUGUCGUGUCCUGUCCGUGGCACGCAUAUGAUUUCAAUGUAGAGACUGGCGAAUCGAGCGUCGGUAUUAAGGCCUGCACAUUCCCUGUGGAUGUGCAUGGGGAGUUUGUCGCGCUGGAUUUCCCCGUUGAGGAUGGGGAAAGCGUGGGACUUGCUAGUGUCGAGCCUGUUAGUGAGAGAGUCAAGCUUAAGCAUCCGCGACCAGCGGAGAAGGUUGCUACUACUCCUGCUACUGCUUUUGUUUCUCCGAGUCCAAAGGACCCCGGGAUGGCGACUUAUCUCGACGACGACGCGACACUGUGUGAUUGGGCUGCCCACAUUCUCAAUACCGCUAAUCCAGAACACAAGAUCGAGCUGGCUACGCAUCUUUUCUCCAUUUUCACUGCUAGAGAGGCUUCCGAUUCACCCAUGCCGCUUGGAAAGGGCACGGUUUCUCCGCCUGACCAGCCACCACGCGAGAAAAUGGAAACCGUUAACCCGGGCCAGAUGCCGAAGGCAGGACGAGGCGGGACCUUGAAGAGCCGUAUUGCUAUGCUCCAUGCGCUGGCCAAUAUCGAAUUAUGGGCUAUCGAUCUGGCGAUUGAUAUCUGCAUCCGCUUUGCGACUUUCCAAACAGAAGGGACAGCUCAGGAACUUCCACGCGCAUUCUUCUACGACUGGUUGAAGGUCGCGAACGACGAGGCUAAACACUUCUCCCUCCUCCGCACCAGACUAGAGGAGAUGGGAGCUGCCUUUGGUUCACUCCCAGUACACCACAGUUUGUGGAUAUCCGCAACUGAAACUGCGUACGAUCUGCGGGCCAGAAUCAGUAUUAUCGCCCUUGUGCACGAAGCACGAGGUCUGGAUGUCAACCCUAUGACGAUUGAGAAGUUCCGCAAAGCUGGUGACGGCGAGAGCGUCGAUGUCUUGGAGGUUAUUCACAACGACGAAAUUACACAUGUCACUACUGGUCACCGGUGGUUGACGUGGAUCUGUGCACAGGAGGGAACUGAUCCGGUUCAGGUGUUCCGGUCGAAUGUGCAGAAGCAUUUCAAGGGUCCGAUCCGGGGGCCAUUUAACGAAGAAGCACGCUUGCAGGCUGGAAUGGACAAGCGCUAUUAUGAGAACCCGAGUGCUCCCAGUGAGGGAAUUGCGGCUUCAUGA